This is a messenger RNA of Nicotiana attenuata, 1997 nucleotides long. RefSeq names its product phosphoinositide phospholipase C 2-like. Lineage: Eukaryota; Viridiplantae; Streptophyta; Magnoliopsida; Solanales; Solanaceae. The coding region runs from base 138 to 1820 and encodes 560 amino acids. Gene Ontology annotation, biological process: lipid metabolic process; phosphatidylinositol-mediated signaling. The transcript has 9 exons. The record is from RefSeq and is a predicted model, not a curated record. Gene Ontology annotation, molecular function: phosphatidylinositol-4,5-bisphosphate phospholipase C activity.
UAAUAAUAUAAAAUACUCACGCAUAACGAAAAGUUUGUUAAAAAAAUAAGUCUCACGACGAUCGGAUCAUUCUUGUCUGCCUUUGACAAGAACUGUUGCAUUGAAAAUCAGGAAUUCAUUUUCCGUUUCACUUAACAAUGUCGAAACAGACGUACAAAGUCGGUUUCUUUUUCCGUCGGCAGUUUACGAUGGCCGCCGCCGAGGCUCCGGCGGACGUGAAGAACACAUUCAAACAUUAUUCCGACGGUGCCGGAGUCAUGAACGUCAACAACUUUCAUCGGUUCUUAAUUGAAGUUCAGAAGGAGAAAAAUGUAACCUUAGACGACGCUCAGGCGAUAAUCAAUAAGCACGGCGACCCUAAGCACACAGGCCUCCAGCUCGAUGCUUUCUUCAAGUAUCUCUUUUCUGAUAUUAAUCCUCCUCUCGAUCCUAAACUCGGGAUUCACCAUGAUAUGACUGCACCUUUGUCUCAUUACUACAUAUACACAGGCCAUAAUUCUUAUCUAACUGGGAAUCAACUGAGUAGUGAUUGCAGUGAUGUUCCCAUAAUACAAGCUCUGCAGAGAGGUGUCAGAGUAAUUGAAUUGGAUAUUUGGCCAAAUUCAGAUGAAGAUGAUGUAGAGGUUCUACAUGGAAGGACACUGACCACUCCAGUGGCACUCAUCAAAUGCUUGAGGUCUAUUAAGGAGCAUGCCUUUUCUGCUUCUGAGUAUCCUGUUGUAAUAACACUUGAAGAUCAUCUAACUCCAGAUCUUCAGGCAAAAGUAGCUGAGAUGAUCACUCAAACAUUUGGAGACAUGCUGUUUUCUCCUUCAGAGUGUUUGAAGGAGCUUCCUUCUCCAGAAUCACUGAAAAAACGUAUUAUGAUAUCAACUAAGCCGCCGAAAGAAUACUUACAAGCCAAGGAAGUUAAGGAAAAAGAUGCCUCAAAGAAAGGAGCGGAGGAUGAUUCUGAUGAAGGAGAAGAUGAUGAAGAUGAUGAAGGAGAUCCAAAGUCAGAGAAGAAUGCAGCUUCAGAAUACAAGCGUUUAAUUGCCAUUCAUGCUGGAAAGGGAAAAGGAGGACUAUCUGAUUGGCUGAGGGUUGACCCCAACAACGUAAGACGGCUUAGUCUCAGUGAACCAGCACUUGAAAAGGCUGUAGAUACUCAUAGCAAAGAGAUUAUCAGGUUCACGCAGCAAAAUUUGCUGAGAGUAUACCCAAAGGGAAUACGUGUUGACUCGUCCAAUUAUGAUCCUUUUGUUGGGUGGAUGCAUGGAGCUCAAAUGGUAGCAUUUAAUAUGCAGGGUUACGGAAGAUCACUUUGGUUGAUGCAUGGUAUGUUCAGGGCUAAUGGUGGCUGUGGAUAUGUUAAGAAACCUGAUUUACUGUUGACAGCUGGUCCCAACAAUGAGGUCUUCGAUCCUACAAAAAAAUUGCCUGUCAAAACUACACUUAAGGUGACUGUAUAUAUGGGUGAUGGGUGGGACAAGGACUUUGAUCAGACACACUUUGAUACGUACUCACCUCCAGAUUUCUAUGCAAAGGUAGGAAUUGCUGGAGUUCCUGCUGAUGCCAUAAAGAAGAAAACAAAGACAAUGGACGACAAUUGGAUACCAACGUGGGAUGAACAGUUUGAAUUUCCACUAACAGUACCUGAAUUGGCUCUACUUCGCAUUAAAGUUCUUGAUUAUAAUAGGUCCGACAAGGAUGAGUUCGCUGGCCAAACAUGUCUACCUGUGCCAGAGCUGCGACAAGGUAUCCGAGCAGUCCCACUCUUCGAUCGGAAGGGAGAGAAGUACAGUUCUGUGAAGCUUUUCAUGCGUUUCGAAUUUAUUUAACUUUGAACCAUUGUAGUUCUUGACAUGGGAGCUUCGCAAGUUUCUUCUCUGUGAUGUAUGGCAAAUUCUGUAAAACUAUAUGCACCCAUAUUCAAUAGUAAUAUAUUUAUUUAUCUACAAUAAGACACACAUAAAUAAAGAAUUUCGAGUUAUGGUUGAGAAAUAUUUUGCCUUUAA